Fopius arisanus is the source of this 1851-nucleotide messenger RNA. It is a transcript of the gene Bx42, whose product is annotated as Puff-specific protein Bx42. Lineage: Eukaryota; Metazoa; Arthropoda; Insecta; Hymenoptera; Braconidae. The record is from RefSeq and is a predicted model, not a curated record. Gene Ontology annotation, biological process: mRNA splicing, via spliceosome. The transcript is spliced from 3 exons. Gene Ontology annotation, cellular component: spliceosomal complex. The coding region runs from base 70 to 1734 and encodes 554 amino acids.
AUUGAUUCAAGCGUAACGUCAAGAGGCGUUUUUUCGUGUGCCAUCGUGAUCGAGUGUUAGCUGGGCUUGAUGGCAUCUCACAUCAACAAAAUGUCUUUAACCAGCCUCCUUCCUGCACCGAGUCAGGUUGUUUGGGAUCGCGAGGAUGAAGCUCGGGAGCAAAAACUUCGACAGAGGCCAGUAUCAGCUCUUGUCAAGGCAGUAGUAACAGCCCCACCUUAUGGACAACGUAAAGGCUGGGUGCCCCGCAUACCCGAGGAUUUCGGGGACGGAGGCGCCUUCCCUGAAAUCCAGGUGGCACAGUAUCCUCUGGGUAUGGGUAUGAAGGGUAAAGAGUCCUCCAGCAACGCAUUAGCAGUGCAACUUGAUGCCCAGGGGAAAGUUAAAUACGAUAUGAUAGCUCGUCAAGGCCAUGCCAAAGAUAAAGUGGUCUAUAGUAAGCUGAGUGACCUUCUUCCCUCGGAGAUUGCCUCUGAAAAUGAUCCAUCUCUCCAGCGUCCAGACGAAGAAGAAAUUGCAGAGAUCACUGAACGCACUCGUAAGGCUCUCGAGAAAAUCACACAAUCGAAAAUAGCUGCUGCGAUGCCAGUUCGCUGUGCAGAAAAAUUAGGUCCAGCCCAGUACAUUCGUUACACUCCCUCUCAACAGGGACAAUCUUUCAAUUCCGGGGCCAAACAGAGAGUCAUACGAAUGGUGGAGGCUCAGGUAGAUCCCAUAGAGCCUCCAAAAUUCAAAAUAAAUAAGAAAAUACCCCGAGGUCCUCCCUCACCUCCAGCUCCAGUGAUGCAUUCCCCCACGAGGAAAGUUACCGUUAAAGAACAAAAAGAAUGGAAAAUUCCACCCUGCAUCAGCAACUGGAAGAACGCAAAGGGUUACACGAUUCCCUUGGACAAGCGUUUGGCGGCUGAUGGUCGAGGUCUUCAGCAAGUACAUAUCAAUGAGAAUUUUGCUAAAUUGGCAGAGGCCCUGUACAUUGCUGAUAGAAAGGCCAGGGAGGCUGUGGAGGCUCGUGCUCAAUUGGAGAAAAAACUCGCUCAGAAGGAUAAAGAAAAAAAGGAAGAUCAUCUGAGACAGUUGGCACAGAAAGCCAGAGAGGAAAGGGCGGGGUUGAAGUCUGCUGCUGCACUGGACAAGGCUGAGGAGUUGAGGGAGAGGGACCAAUUGAGAAAUGAAAGGCAUAAGGAUAGAGCACGAGAAAGAAAUCUAGCAAGGGCUGCACCUGACAAGCGAUCGAGACUUCAGCGAGAACGAGAACGAGAUAUUUCUGAACAAAUCGCUCUGGGAAUGCCUGCCAAGAGUGUGUCCACUGGAGAUGCUCAGUUCGAUCAAAGAUUAUUCAACACUUCCAAGGGAAUGGAUAGCGGCUAUGGGCAUGACGAUGAGUACAAUAUUUAUGAUAAGCCCUGGAGGGACUCAAAUUCUUUGGGUUCCCAUAUCUAUCGACCUGGUAAAAACAUUGAUAAAGACAAUUAUGGCGAUGAUUUGGAGAAAUUGGUGAAAACAAAUCGAUUCGUACCUGAUAAGGAAUUCUCGGGAACGGAUAGAAGUGCCACUAGAUCGGGACCUGUGCAGUUUGAAAAGGAUGAAGAGGAUCCUUUCGGGUUGGAUCAGUUUUUGAAACAGGCCAAGAGGGCUAGUGGAACUGCCGCUAGUGCAGGGGCUACGUCGUCGUCGAGCUCUAAAAGGAAGGAUGAGAAAGAGCAUAGAAGAGAUGAUAAAAGAAAACGACAUUGAUCGAUUAACCUAUGUUAUCCAUCACUAUUUUUAUUGCCAAUCACCGAAUUUCACAACUUAUAAUUAAUAUUAAGUUACUUGUUUAAUAAUGAUUAAAUUGUGUAAUACCGAAUGAAA